AUGGAUUAUCUAGAGGAACAAAAGCAGGAAAUCGAAAUACUGCAGAGCAUAUAUCCCGAUGAGCUAGAGAGGGUAUCAGACACGGAGUUUCGCGUGUCGUUGCUCCUGGACACUAGCACAGACCGCAAACACACCCUGAUCCUCAACGUCAAGUACCCAGAGACGUAUCCGGAGGUGGUUCCGCAACUGAGCAUAGAACAGGAGCACGACGAGGCGCCCGAAAGCACACUUAACAUACCCGAGACUGUAGAGUUCGACAAAGACGAUUUGCUGGAUCUGUUGGAAGCCGUGAACCAGAACGCCGAGGAAAAUGUCGGCAUGCCCAGCAUUUUCACGCUUACGUCCUUGCUCAAGGAACACGCCGAGACCCUAUUUCAAGAGAAAGUGGCCGCGCUGGAGAAGAAACACGAGGAAGACCGCCGUGCCCGCGAGUACGAGGAACAGAAGAAGUUUUCUGGAACCAAGGUGACGAAAGAGAACUAUGCGCAGUGGAGACUGAAAUUCCGUGCCGAGAUGGGAAUAGACACCAGACUCAAGGAGCGGUUCAAGCAGAUGCAUCAGGGAAAGCUCACUGGAAAGGAGAUAUUCGAAAGGGGUCUAGAACAGGAAGGGGAGGAGUAG
Messenger RNA from Ogataea haglerorum, 621 nucleotides. RefSeq lists its product as uncharacterized. Lineage: Eukaryota; Fungi; Ascomycota; Pichiomycetes; Pichiales; Pichiaceae. The transcript has a single exon. The record is from RefSeq and is a predicted model, not a curated record. Gene Ontology annotation, biological process: cytoplasmic translation. The coding region runs from base 1 to 621 and encodes 206 amino acids. Gene Ontology annotation, molecular function: protein binding.